Messenger RNA from Struthio camelus australis, 6814 nucleotides. The record is from RefSeq and is a predicted model, not a curated record. NCBI's taxonomy places the organism in Eukaryota, Metazoa, Chordata, Aves, Struthioniformes, Struthionidae.
UUUUUUUUUUCGGAGAACCAAAAAAUGUCAACUACCUUUCCAGGUCUCGUCCACGAUGCAGAGAUACGUCACGAUGGAUCAAACAGUUACCGCUUGAUGCAGCUGGGAUGCCUGGAGUCUGUGGCCAACUCGACCGUCGCCUAUUCCUCCUCUUCUCCGCUCACUUACUCUACCACGGGCACCGAGUUCGCCUCCCCGUACUUCUCCACUAACCACCAGUACACCCCCCUGCACCACCAGUCCUUCCACUACGAGUUCCAGCACAGCCACCCGGCCGUCACCCCUGACGCCUACUCCCUCAACUCCCUGCACCACUCGCAGCAGUACUACCAGCAGAUCCACCACGGGGAACCCACCGACUUCAUCAACCUGCACAAUGCGCGGGCGCUCAAGUCCUCCUGCCUGGACGAGCAGAGGAGGGAGCUGGGCUGCUUAGAUGCUUACCGCCGCCACGACCUGUCUCUUAUGAGCCAUGGGUCCCAAUAUGGGAUGCAUCCACCCGUACCCUCCCCGUUUUCCUCUGCUCAGAAUAGCUCUCGUAGCUCAGUGGAGGCCCAAUGUGGACUUGUACUGAACGGGCAAGGAGGUGUGAUAAGAAGAGGUGGUACCUGUGUGGUCAAUCCCACCGACCUGUUCUGCUCUGUACCUGGGCGCUUAUCUCUACUCAGCUCCACUUCUAAAUACAAAGUGACCAUUGCAGAGGUGAAGAGGCGUCUUUCACCACCAGAAUGCCUCAAUGCUUCUCUCUUAGGAGGUAUUUUGAGAAGGGCAAAAUCCAAGAAUGGAGGACGCUGCUUGCGAGAAAAAUUAGACAGACUGGGACUGAAUUUGCCUGCAGGAAGACGAAAAGCAGCAAAUGUCACACUCCUGACCUCUUUGGUAGAAGGGGAAGCGUUACAUUUGGCCAGAGAUUUCGGCUACACCUGUGAAACAGAAUUCCCUGCCAAGGCGGUAGGAGAGCACAUUGCCAGACAGCACAUGGAACAGAAAGAGCAGACAGCAAGGAAAAAGAUGAUCCUAGCGACAAAACAAAUAUGUAAAGAAUUCCAAGACCUUCUGAGUCAAGACAGAUCACCUCUUGGAUCCUCCAGACCAACUCCAAUAUUAGACCUCGACAUCCAGAGACAUUUAACACACUUCAGUUUGAUCACUCAUGGUUUUGGAACUCCUGCAAUAUGUGCUGCCCUAAGCACUUUCCAAACUGUUCUCAGUGAAAUGCUGAACUACUUGGAAAAGCACACAUCGCACAAAAACGGAGGAGCGGCGGAAUCUGGCCAAGGACACGCCAACUCGGAGAAAGCCCCCCUGCGGAAAACUUCAGAGGCUGCUGUGAAAGAGGGCAAAACAGAAAAGACAGACUAGCUACAUCAAACAGAAUCUAUUUCAAGAGAGUCUUGCUGCUGAUAUUUUUUUUAAAUAUAUAUAUCAUUGAGGGUGAUUUAUCUCCAGGGGACUAAAUCCAAAAAAGGGGGGAAAAAAAAGAAAAAAAAGAGAAAAAAGAAAAAAAAAGAAGAUAAAAAGAGAAAGAUGAAAAGAGAGAGAAAGAGAGAGCGUGAGAGAGGAAAGUAUUCAACCCUAAGAACAGCAGUGUAUAGUAAAUGUGUGAUGAAGUUGUCACUUUUUAAAAUUUCUGUUGCUCUAAACUACUUUUUCGUGCACGUAGUAUUUAAUUGUUCUGAAUGAUACACUAACACUGUUUUUUAUAAGCACUUCUGGACUUGGCUGAGGUGGCAGAUGAGAUUUGUCACAGGCUAACUUGAGGCACUUUCUUCUCCGGCAGCAUAGUUAGGGCCUGAACAUCCAUUGUGGGGGACACAGCUCCAGCAUAAUGGCUUUGCUCACAUGCUGGCUAGAUUGAAAGAAGGGCUUCCUCUGAUCCAUCAGAAAUGCCUGAUCCACUCACCACUGGGAAACAUCAUGGAAACCUGGCAAGAGAGGAAUCCUUGGGUCGUGGGACAAAUGAACUAUUCAGUGUGGGGGCUGCGUAUCCCCACAUGGGAAUGUACAAUAAAGCUGCACUGGAACGAGGCCAGAACCUGCUAGGAAACUGUCCUGAUCGAUGAAGAAGCAGCCAUGAUGUCUCUUGCAAGAGGAGCCUCAUAGACUAAAGUGAAAAAACAUUGAUAGUUUCAGUAAGAGCCCUGAUCCCUGUGUGAACUUCAGAUUAAAUGACAGCAUGGGCUUCUGUCCUCUAUCUUCUCGAUCCCUGAUCCCACAACACUACAGUCUGCCACAUCUGGGUCUCUGUUCAAUCGGAUCAAUGCAAGCAAUUGGAGUUACCUUUUGUGUUGCCUUGAUUUUAUGAUACUUUUUUUCUUCAGUAACUUGUUUCUGCAACUUUAUUGUCUUCAGAAAUCCAGCCAAGGUGCAGAGGUUCAACAGAACGCACUCACUUACAGAAAAAAGUAAAAUAAAAUAAACCAAAAUGACAACCAAGACAGAUUGGCUUGGUCCACAGCAGCUAAAGGGUUAAUAACCUAGCUCCUGUACUUCUGAAAUAUUACUUUACUAUUUACCACACAUCCUCAUAAGGAGAAUAUUUGAGGCAUACUUUGAGCUCAAGCCUUCUAGAGCCCAGAGGCUUUUUCCAGCCACAUUCUAGCUUACCCUUCAACAGGGCUUUUAUUCCAUUCCUUUUCUUGUUUGUCUGAUAACACUUUAUUGAGAAAGUUAGGAAUGUUUGAUAUUAUAAAGUGGGUUUAUGCUGGCCACCUAAUCUCCCUCUAAAAUCAGCAGAGGCACAACCGUUCUUCCAAAGGACAGCGCAUCUCAUGCUACAGUAAGAUAACAUGUAGUUGUCCCCAUGUAAGUGUUUAGCACCAUUUGAGAUAUUUUAGGAUAUCUAAGACAGCCACAGGGUUUUGGCAGGUAUGACAUGAAGCCUACAGGAGAUAAGGACACUCCUGGAGCAGGAACUGGAGUAUCCCAGGAGUUAGCACUAGACAGAUACCUAAGGGUAGCCAACUGAGCGUUGCACCAGGUGUCUAAGACAGGUGGGAGGAAUCAUAUGAAAGUGCCUGUCUCUCCACAGGAAAUAGCUGGAAUUUAAUGGUGGCAUUUUCUGUUGCACAUAACUACAGCUGAACUAGUCAUCCUCCUCUCCCUAUAAUUAGUGGAGAGGAAAAGGCACUUAUAGGGUGCCGAUGAAUCUCAUCACAAAGUAAAGAUGAAUCAUGCCCUGGAAGUAUGUAUUUUUCUCAAGCAGAUAUAACGGAAGGUGAGGAUAAAAGUAUUCAUACACAAAUGACUACAUUGCAUAUUUCUAGAGCUAGUUAAGAUGGGUUACAUCUUGGAUGAUCAGCUUUAAAUUUACAAACCUGGGGGAUGUAAAGACUAUUCAAGGGCACUUGCAGCUAUGAUGUACGGAACUGAAUUAACAAGGUCAGCCAUACCUUCCAAAGGUGUGGAAGGAAAUAGAGCAAUUAUGGCAUAAUGCUGUUCCUCUUGACAUGAGCAGGGAGCCAUCAAUUUGGAAAUAUAUUAGGAGUUAAAAGAGUCCCUAUCUGAUCGUGUAAGGAAAUCUGCAAAAUAAAUGGAACUCUCUAGUUUAGCCCAGAUUUGUCCUGCUUAUUGUAGGUAUAUAAUUGAGACACUUACUUUAGUGCAACUGAUCUAGGCUAUCUCUGUAUGCAAUGAGGGAAGUAAAUGUAUCUCCAUGGGACUCCACCUUCCUCACUCACUGAGAUCAGCUAAGUGCCUAACAGAAUUUAACCUUUACUGAAUGAAUUUUUCACUUCAGCACCUGUGGAAAAGUGCUAAAAUCAAAUGAUAUCGUCAACAGAAGCAUUCUGGAGUUGCUAUAGAACGUGAGAUAUGUGCGUGUGAAAGUAGGUAAUCACUGCUUGAAAGUGAAAAGGAAACUCGUACUUCUGUUUCUAGUGCCACAGACUGAGGAGGAGAAAAGGAGAGGGGAAAUAUUUAAAAUGUUUGACUGUUUCAGGUACAUAGAUAUGCCAUAUAAAAAUGUAUUUAAAGCAAUUUGAUUGUGAUCCUCUACUUUAAAACAUGAAGAAAUUUAAAUCAGAUUUUGAUAGCCGAAAAAAAGAAGAAAAAAUUUAAAAAUUCAUUUUCAAUUUUUUUUCACUAAAAUAUCAAACUCCUGGAGAAAGGGGGAAUUGCUCAUCGUGUAGAUUAUUCUGCAGAAGUGUUGAGAAAGCAGAAUUAUUUUAUUAUUAUGUUCAAAUAUCUGAUCUCAGAAAUAAUACGUAUACUGCAUUAUUUGAAAUAUUCGUCUAUUCAGGAUACAUUCCAAAGUCCUCGUGACGAUGUGUUUAAAGACUUACAUCUUCUGUUGUUGCACAAUCACUGUUAACCUCUGCUCUUCAAGUAACAAAUUAUUUUUAACAUGGAUUACCCUUUGAUCUAUUAAUAGUAAUGAAGCUGAGCGCUGCUGAAGCCCCAGAACGUCCAAUUUUUGCCCUAUUGACCUCUACAGAUUUUUAGGAAGAUUUCAGGAUAGACCUGAUUCAGGCUGAUUUAACUCCCCGAGAUUCUUAUCAUUAAGAAGCUAUCUGCAUUUGCAUCCUGGUCUUUCCCUUGUUUUUCCUUUAAUAUCUUAGCACCUUUUGAAAGCAAAAUCCUUUUAAAAAGGUAGCUGCAAGGUUUGCUGACAUUCACAUGCUCUCUGUUAUUUAUUUUUAAUAGAAGAUAUGUAAUUAAUUUUAUUGAGACAAAAAAUAAUUAUUAUAGCCUCUUCUGUUGAACUACCUGUCAAAGCACCCUGGUGCAAAAAUGUCUUUGGUUUUUGAAACUGGAACUUUCAGUGGACUUUUAAGCAAUGAAUUCACUGAUGUUCCUCUGAAAAUUUCAGCCUAGGUUCUUAUCCACUUUCCACAUAUACAAACACAACAUACCCAAUUUUUUUUUUCUAUUUUUAGUCUUUGUCCCUGUGGAAACAUUUCUGUCUCAGAACACAUUCAUGAAUUAGAUCAGUCUGAAGGAAGGAAACUUCAUGAUUUGAAGUUCCUGGUUGGCAAAUUCAAAAAUAUAUGUGGCUUUUUGACUUUGAAAUAAAUCUGGUCUGAAAAAAGGUCUCCCUUUGAGAUAUCAUGAAACUGUUUAUUCCAUUCAGGUCAAAAAAUCUAGGGAGUGCAGAAAAGUGUCCAAACCUCCAUCCUCAAAGCAGUGAAUCAUUAGGGGUUUUUAAACUUCAAAACUAGAUACAUAGGUCAAGUGCUGACUGAGUAUUUAGAUCCUGUUGUACUUCAGCCUAUUGCCCAACUUGGUAUGCUUAACCGUAUUGCAGCUUUCCCACCGCGGAUCUCAAAACACAAUUAGUAGGUCCCAGCACCUCCCUUAUAUGCUAUAUUUUGGUGCUAUUUAUUAGGAUCAAAAGCCCUAAUGCAUUUGACUCACAAAGACCAACUAUUGCUACUUUAACUUAUUAGUAACCUACUCAUCAAGUAAACUCACUGAUUAACCACAUGCGUAGAGCAAGGUGUUAUUCACAGUGAAUAAAGUGAGCGUAAAUAGCACCUAUACUGACUAAGUUUUGAAGGUGAGCUUCUGGUAAAGCAAGGGGUGACAUUCUCACUUCCAGCCUCAGUCCUAAGUUUUGGACCUCUGCUCACACUAACUUUCAUUAGUACCAUUUAACAGUAGAGAAAUGUAGCAAAGGGAGAGUUUUGUGUAGAUGGCAAGAGAACUGGAAAGCUAUUCAUACAGCUGGUAAAGGGGAGUGAACCACAGACAAGCAGUGAUGAUCCUGCUACCUACAGCUGAAGACUGUCAAGAGUUUUGUCCUUCUUGCUGCAAUACAGAGCAAUUUGCUGCCAUCUGAAACCCUAAUUCCUUCCAGGUGUCAAUCUGUUGCCUUGGAGAACUUGCACAAGGGAUGAAUUUGGACUUCUUUCCUCUUUUUAAAGAUAAACUCCAACAUCCAUUGGGAAAAGACUUCAGUUCUCCAAACCAACAAGGAACCCGUUCUUUGAAGCUUCUCUUUAACUUUUGCUAAAAGUAAAAGAAAAUCUGCUACAAAGCAAGCACAAUGUAUAGUCCUUCCAAAUCCUGGACCUCUGUGUAAAUACUUCGCCAGCUCAUCUCUUCCUUUGAACAUGACUCACUGGCACAGCUGUGGCUCACCGUUUUGCAGCAAAGCUCAAAAGGGGCUGCUUUAGUGUCGUAAGAGCCACCUUCUCUAACUGCUUUUCUUUUUCCUCACACCAAUAAACAUUUUUUGGUCUUAGAUAUCUUGGGUAUCCAAAAGGGCUGCUGAUGAAUUUGAAGGUCAUCUGACUUUCUUUUACCCUUUGGAGAGAUAGCUCUGCUGCUCUAAUUAUAUAUUUUUAAGGGCAAGAAAAAAACAGCAUUAAUAGAAAACACAAGCCUGCAACACAAGGAAAAUCAAUGAACACAAUUAUACAGGAACUGUAAUUAUAAAAAUAUCCUCUGCCUCUGACCUCAUUACAAGACUUCAGCUAUAGCUGUGUGGGGAAUGGGAAAGAGAGGAAUAUAAUGUUAUUUUCCUUUGCCAGAUGAAGGUCAUUUGGAUAGGUCUGAUAUUUUUUAUUGUUAUUCUUUUCUUUUAUUUAUUUUGUACAAUUAAUUUUGUUCUGUACAGCAGCUGUUGUGAUUGUAUUUAAAUGUGAGUGCGCACUUGGUCACCAACAAAUGACGUCCUAUUUAAUGGUUUGGAGUUCUGUUUUUUUUUUUUUUUCAUUCCACUUAUUUUAACUUAAUUUAUAAUUCAGUGGUGAAGAACAUAAUCUUUUAUAUUUCUAUUUCCUAUACAAGCUACCUGUUUUACAUGAGUCUAUGAAGAAAAUGACCACAUUUGAUUGAACAUUUCACGGCAAUAAAAUCUAUGUUGAUUUAA